CGAACGAGAUCAGUUGACUCUAAUCCCCCAACCAGAAACCUCAAAGUGGUUCCGUUAUCAUUACACGAACACGAACACAACCAUGUCCAAAAACCCAUAUAAAUACUAUCAUCAAAGAGACACAAUCCAAGAGUUCACGAAAAAUGUCUAAAAGGGUCGUCGAAGAAGAGGGCAAUAAUCCCCAGCAACAGAAGCAGGAAACGAGGAAGCAAGUGAGACAACCACCUUCUGUUCCGUUCUUGUGGGAACAACGUCCUGGUCUGCCUAAACCAGACUGGAAACCUAUCCCGGCGCCGCCACCGCCUCCUCUUCCGCCGCCGGUGAAGCUGGUCGCGUCUGUUCCGUUUGCUUGGGAAGAGACACCUGGAAAGCCUUUCCCUUGUUUCGAGGAUGACCUUUUCUCGGGUGAGGAGUUUCUCUCUCUACCACCGCCUCCUAUGUACGCCAAGCACGACAUGGUCGAGGAAUCUGAUGAAACUGGCAGUGAUACUUCUGGUGAUAAUAAUGGUGUCAGCAGCGACUCGUUUAGCUCAGCGCCAUCGCUGUUAGCGUCAAACUGUCUGGUUUCGUCUUGUGCUGUGCCAGCUGAUGAAAUCGAUGACGGGUUGAAAGGAGAGACGACGUCGUUUCCGACAUCGCCGGCUUAUGAGUCAGACGAGAGCAUCUGCAGCUACAAGACGAGCACUUCCAGUUCCAGCCUCGUGGGAGCUUCUUUCUUGGAGAAGCUCUUUCCGCUUCUUCCACCGGAUUCUGGGCUUGUCCGAAACGUCCAAGCUGAUUCCCAGGAUGUCUCGGUGGCUUCUCGUGCUUUAGCAGAAGCGAAGCCCAGAUCUUCCGACACAGACAGAGGGCAUCCUGUGAGGAAGCCAGCAACGCUGGGAGAGCUUAUAAUGAUGAGCCGAAGGAGGAGUUACAUGAGAAGAGCUGUUGAAACGAGAAAGAAGAAUCCUCCAAUGGUACACAAAUCUGUAAAUACCACUUUCCUUCAGGAAUUCCCGAAGAAUGAAGCUGAAGGAUGCUGCCUCUUUGUACCAGGAAUCAAAAUGAUGGAAGGAAUCGAGUGGAAGAAGAUCCAACCGAGGCUAAAGCUCUUAUAGAAGGAGAGAUUACAUUGAAGGAAUUACUUGAGUUUCAGGCCUCGAGAUUAGAUUGGACCUCGACUCAGGACACCCGGUUACCAAGAAAAAAAAAAACUUGAGUCUGAGGCUCCAUUCUCAAUAUCUUAGACUUCAAAUCUUUGUGAAGCUUUUUUGUGUUCCAUAAUCUCCAAUUCCAUUCUCUUCUUUAGUACAAUGCAUUCUCAAGUCAUAAAACGUAUAGCUUUUACAUUUUA
Molecule: messenger RNA, 1333 nt
Organism: Tarenaya hassleriana
Lineage: Eukaryota; Viridiplantae; Streptophyta; Magnoliopsida; Brassicales; Cleomaceae
Exons: 2
Coding region: 144-1097 (317 amino acids)
Source: RefSeq, a predicted model, not a curated record